GGCCGGGCAACGGGGCAAUGAGUGCUUUGGGGGAAGGUCUCUAGAGAAGCGCCCCUGACAAAGUAGGGAGGAGGACUCCUGAGACGAGCUGCCCGAGGUCGGGCCCGCCUCGCCCGCGUGGAGCCCCGCGUGGAGCCCCGCGCCCCGCCGCGCCUGCCCCGGGCUGGCUGCGCGCGCGUCGGGAGUGGAGGCGCUGCGCGCACCAGGAAGUGACUCUUCCCAGCGGCUGCGGUCCAGGCCCUCGGCUGGCCUUUUCGUUAACUGCCUCAGAUGAAUGUCCGUGUUUCUGUGGUGGGCAGGUAUUAAGAGAAGAGUCCCAAUGCACAGUGCAAGAUGCUUCCUCUCCAGGGUGGAUCUCUUCUCCAAAUCAGAACUGCUCCCCCGGUGUGCCAGAAAACCUCCGUGUUGGUCACAGCUCUUUUUGGGCUCAGCAUGUAAGGGAAACUUCACCCAUGUGAUAGCCAAGAAGCACCAAAGAGGACAGAAAAGUCAGAAGAAACCAAGACAUCUUGGACCACCAGAAGGUUCCUGGCAGGAAAGGUUGGCUGAUGUUGUGACACCACUCUGGAGGCUGAGCUAUGAAGAACAGCUCAAGAUGAAAUUUGAAGCUCAGAAGAAAAUUCUACAGAGACUAGAGUCUUACCUCAAAAUGCUCAAUGGAGUCAAUGGGACAAUAGCUGCACCCAGAUCCGAGGGGCUAUGUUGUUUUCUCCAUCCUAUUAUACCUUCUCCUGUCAUUGAUGGCUACCGAAAUAAGUCCACCUUCUCUGUGAACCGAGGUCCAGAUGGCAAUCCGAAGACUGUGGGGUACUACCUGGGAUCUUGGAGAGAGAGGAACAUCGUCUGUGUACGAUCUAACCAUCUGAAAAACAUCCCCGAGAAACACAAUCAAGUGGCCAAGUACUAUGAAAUAUUCCUUCAACAGUCCCCAAUGGAGCCCUGCCUUCUGUUUCAUGAAGGUGGGUACUGGCGUGAGCUCAUAGUCCGCACCAAUAGCCAAGGACAUACAAUGGCCAUCAUCACUUUCCAUCCCCAGGAAUUAACGCAGGAGGAGCUCUGUGUUCAGAAGGAGACCAUAAAGGAGUUUUUCACCAAAGGGCCAGGAGCAGUCUGUGACUUGACAUCACUUUACUUCCAGGAAAGCACCAUGACCCGUUGCAGCCAUCAGCAGUCCCCCUACCAGCUCCUAUUUGGGGAACCCCACAUCUUUGAAGAUCUCUUGGGCUUGAAGAUUCGCAUUUCUCCGGAUGCCUUUUUCCAGAUUAACACUGCUGGUGCUGAGAUGCUGUAUCGGACAGUGGGGGAGCUGAGUGGAGUGAACUCUAACACCAUCCUCCUUGACAUCUGCUGUGGAACUGGUGUGAUCGGCCUCUCUCUGGCUCCAUAUACCUCCCAGGUCCUUGGGAUUGAGUUGGUGGAGCAGGCGGUAGAGGAUGCCAGGUGGACUGCAGCCUUCAAUGGCAUCACCAACUGUGAAUUCCACACUGGUCGAGCAGAGAAGAUUUUACCACAGCUACUAAAGUCAAAGGAAGAUGGGCAGUUAAUUGUUGCUGUAGUGAACCCAGCCCGGGCAGGACUGCAUUACCAGGUGGUUCAAGCUAUUCGAAACUGCAGGGUCAUCCGCACACUAGUUUUUGUUUCCUGCAAGCCCCAGGGUGAAACCACAAGGAACAUCAUUGAGCUGUGCUGUCCUCCAAACUCUGCGAAGAAGCUCCUCGGGGAGCCUUUCGUCCUGAGACAAGCUGUGCCCGUGGAUCUGUUCCCCCACACCCCGCACUGCGAGCUGGUGCUCCUCUUCACCCGAUAGAUAAGCAGCCUCCUACAAGCCUGCAGGCUCUUUCUUAAGGCUGAAGUGUCGGUGACUUCCAGGUUUGGCAUAUUGCUACAUUACAGACCCUGAGAGCAUUGCUGGGGAAACCAAUCUUUGGCUCGUGAGCAGGAAGAAUCUAGUGGGCCUCCGGUCUGAGGCAGAUUUAUAACCUUAGCUCUCAGGUUCACUGGCUGUCGUGCGAGUUUGCUAGGUUGUGACCACUCGCUGGCCCUGGAUCUGGACUGUUCCUUCCUUUUGCUGUCAGCCGGCCGUGGUUCCCUGGGUCCUUGUCUAUAGUCUUGUCUCUGUCUGGCUCUGCCUGUGGUAGGGUGACCAGUGAGCUUUUCUCUGCAGCUGGUCAUCAUUUCGUAUUGACUUGGGUCUCUGUAUUUGCCCAGAGAUUUUACUAGAUGUGAUCUGCAUUCAUGAGGUAGCCAAGGAUUAGAACUGGAAACAAGUCUAGCUUUUUUAAAAAGCAGAGUAAGCUAUGACGUGACUGCAGAGCGACUGCGUGAUCUCGUUAGGGCUUCAUUCCUUUGGGUUUUCUAGGCUUUGAGGCUUCUAGAACAGUCUUUAAAAAUGUGGUUACCCCUGGGAGCAAUAGCACCAAUUAGCUCUCACCUGUGGAGGGAGAGUUGGAUGUAGUGGAGACCCUAUAAGAAAGGGGAACUUCAAAGCAGACACUGAAUCCCUAUAAUUGUGUUGUGUAGUGUAGAGACAGAAAGCUCUAGAAUCCCCUAAUGAUCCAGUAUGUGCUAUAAUAAACUGGAUAUUGAAAUUAA
This is a messenger RNA of Camelus dromedarius (Arabian camel), 2592 nucleotides long. RefSeq names its product tRNA methyltransferase 2 homolog B (gene TRMT2B). Gene Ontology annotation, biological process: RNA processing. The coding region runs from base 275 to 1807 and encodes 510 amino acids. Gene Ontology annotation, molecular function: RNA binding; tRNA (uracil(54)-C5)-methyltransferase activity, S-adenosyl methionine-dependent. NCBI's taxonomy places the organism in Eukaryota, Metazoa, Chordata, Mammalia, Artiodactyla, Camelidae. The record is from RefSeq and is a predicted model, not a curated record. The transcript is spliced from 13 exons.